This is a messenger RNA of Bipolaris sorokiniana ND90Pr, 2105 nucleotides long. RefSeq lists its product as uncharacterized. The transcript is spliced from 4 exons. Bases 212 to 1840 code for a protein of 542 amino acids. Gene Ontology annotation, biological process: glyoxylate cycle. The record is from RefSeq and is a predicted model, not a curated record. Gene Ontology annotation, cellular component: cytoplasm; peroxisomal matrix. NCBI's taxonomy places the organism in Eukaryota, Fungi, Ascomycota, Dothideomycetes, Pleosporales, Pleosporaceae. Gene Ontology annotation, molecular function: malate synthase activity.
GCCGACUAGUCUGUAUCAGUCAACUGACCAAGCAGAUCCUCGGCCCAGGCAUUGAAGAUGGGUGACGUCUGUAUCAUAAAUAUUGUCUACCGGCCGCCUGGCCUUCUCCGCACAGUACAUACUUGAACCGCAUUUCUCUUCCAUCUCACCUUGUCAUCCCUCGUAGUUCUACAUACACAAAAUUUCAUACAAGCACAUCCAACAAAUCACAAUGGCAAAUCCCGAGCGCAUCCUAAGAGAGGUCAACAUCCUCGGCGACCUUAACGAUAAGAACCGCCAUAUCCUCAGUAAAGACGCCUGCGUCUUCCUUGCACUCCUCCACCGCACAUUCAAUGAACGCAGGAAAGCCCUUCUUCAGCGACGAGUGAUUCGACAGGCUGAGCUCGACAAGGGAAACCUUCUCGACUUCCUCCCAGAGACCAAGCAUAUCCGAGAGAACGAUGCUUGGAGGGGUGCACCACCAGCGCCUGGUCUCGUCGACAGGCGCGUCGAGAUUACUGGCCCGACUGAUCGCAAGAUGGUCGUCAACGCCCUGAACUCGGAUGUCUGGACUUAUAUGGCUGACUUUGAGGAUUCAUCCGCACCAACAUGGGACAACAUGAUCAACGGUCAACUAAACCUGUACGAUGCCAUUCGCAGGCAGGUCGACUUCAAGCAAGGCGAGAAGGAAUACAAGCUUCGCACAGACCGAACACUACCCACACUCAUUGCUCGCGCCCGAGGCUGGCACCUCGAGGAGAAGCACUUCACCGUUGACGGCGAGCCUAUUUCCGGUGGUCUUUUCGAUUUUGGACUGUACUUCUUCCACAACGCCUAUGAGCUUGUCAAGCGCGGAGCGGGCCCAUACUUCUACCUACCCAAGAUGGAGUCGCACCUUGAGGCUAGGCUCUGGAACGACGUCUUCAACAUGGCCCAGGACUACAUUGGUAUGAAGCGUGGAACCAUCCGUGGAACAGUCUUGAUUGAGACCAUCACUGCCGCCUUCGAGAUGGACGAGAUCAUCUACGAGCUUCGCGACCACUCCUCUGGUCUCAACUGCGGCCGUUGGGACUAUAUCUUCAGCACUAUCAAGCGCUUCCGUCAGAACCCCAACUUUGUCCUUCCUGACCGUGACUGCGUCACCAUGACAUCGCCCUUCAUGGACGCCUACGUCAAGCUUCUCAUCAAGACAUGCCACAGGCGUGGUGUUCACGCGAUGGGCGGCAUGGCAGCCCAGAUUCCCAUCAAGAACGACCAGCAAGCAAAUGAUGCUGCCAUGGCCAAAGUCCGUGCAGACAAGCUCCGCGAAGUACGCGCUGGUCACGACGGCACAUGGGUAGCUCAUCCAGCGCUCGCAGCCAUUGCGAGCGAAAUCUUCAAUGAGCACAUGCCCACUCCUAACCAAAUGCACGUCCGCCGCGAGGAUGUCCACAUCACUGCCAACGACCUGCUAAACAUGAACGUACCUGGCAAGGUCACCGAGGAAGGAAUCCGCAAGAAUCUCGACAUUGGUCUUGCCUAUAUGGAGGCCUGGAUCCGCGGCGUUGGUUGUGUACCAAUCAACUACCUCAUGGAGGACGCUGCUACCGCCGAAGUCUCAAGGAGUCAGCUUUGGCAAUGGACUAAGCACAACGUCCAAACUGCAGAGGGCAAGAAGGUCACAAAGGACUACGCUAUCAGGCUGCUGCGGGAGCAAGCCAAGGCACUUAGCGACAAGGCACCAAAGGGAAAUAAAUACCAUCUUGCUGCCAAGUACUUUGAAAGUCAGGUCACUGGAGAAGACUAUGCCGAGUUCUUGACAUCUCUCCUAUACAACGAGAUCACAAAUGUAGGUCCACCCAAGGGAGCCUCCAAGUUGUAAAUUGCGCUGCGAAACCUAUUGUUUUGGUGUAAUGAGCAUAUGAAAAGUGCGUCAUCUGCGGUUUUUUGCUAUUAUGUAACUGUAUACUACUCACAGCUAUUAUUCAGUCAAAGAUCAGAAUUUGCGCAAAUUGCAAAGCGCUUCAUUAUUUUGUACUGCUUGCUUACUUAGUGCUAUGCCUUUCUCCCCCUUGAAAAUAGUAUCGCAUAUGAAUUGAUCAAAGCUAAUGGUACUCCGCACCACUCAUAGACCGGCUCGCCUGUCG